Messenger RNA from Medioppia subpectinata, 843 nucleotides. NCBI's taxonomy places the organism in Eukaryota, Metazoa, Arthropoda, Arachnida, Sarcoptiformes, Oppiidae. The record is from the annotation of a GenBank genome assembly.
AUGGGUCUGAAAAAGGACAUCGAUGUCAAUGAUUUGGGCAACUGUUCCGAAAGCCAACACUCAGAGUAUAUAUUGUCCAAAUUAGAAAGAAAUUGGAACAACGAGCUGAAGAAAACUACCCCAAGUUUUAUGAGAGCCUCGCUCAAGACAUAUUUCCCAUAUUUAUUGCCACCGAUGCUAAUACAAUUAAUCUAUAGCACAAUUAUUUCACCAUUCUCAAUCGUGAUGAUCGGUCGUGUGAUACGGUAUUUCUCUGCCCCCGAAUCGGAGCCAAACCCCAUGCCAUACGUGACGGCGUGUUUGUGUGCGGCCGGUGUUGUGGUCUCAACACUGAGUCAUAUCCUAAUCUCACACCCGUAUUGCCUAAUGUGUUAUCGCGCGGCCGUCAAAGUGAGGGUCGGCUGGUCUGCACUCCUGUACAACAAGUCUCUGCGACUGAAGACCACAGCCUUCGAGAAGACAACUAUCGGACAGAUUGUGAAUCUCAUGACAAACGAUGUCUCGCGGUUUGAAGAGGUGAAUGCCUUGUCGGUAGCGAUGGGUUACGUUAUAUUGGUUCCCUUUAAUGGCAUAAUCUAUUUGUAUAUCAGUUGGCAAUACAUCGGUUCCAGUGGGUGGUGUGAGCCAUACCGGGCUAACGCCACUCUGGCCUUCUGUCCGCCACUCAAAAGGACUCCUCUUUCGCCGACAAUAGUGUUGUCUCUGAAGGGAAGGGAAUCUAAAUCCUUAUCCAACGCACAAACGGCUAUCACUUCUCGAAACCGCUUUUCAUUGUAUUGUUUUCCGAACACAAUAUUCUGUACAACACUUGCGUUGAAAACCCACGACUCCUGCGACACAUAA